Molecule: messenger RNA, 595 nt
Organism: Caenorhabditis elegans
Lineage: Eukaryota; Metazoa; Nematoda; Chromadorea; Rhabditida; Rhabditidae
Gene: nssp-66
Exons: 3
Coding region: 25-312 (95 amino acids)
Source: RefSeq, marked reviewed
GGUAACACACAAAGUGCAGAUAAAAUGCUUACAAAAGUGAUCAUUGCAAUCAGCAUUAUCGUUUUACACACAGCUCUUGGAGCAGUGAUUCGAGAAUCACCAGAAGAAUUCAUCGCUGUCGAUUGUUCGACUCUAAACGAAUGUAAUGGAAACUGGGGAUGUGUGGAAUACUUGAUGAGUCUCUAUCGACUUGACUGUGUCACAGGACCGGUCUCCAAAAAGUCUCCUUUCGUCAAUGGCGGUGGCAAACGCGGUGGAAUGAAAAAUCUUCAAAAAAUCUUCUUGGGAAGCUACAUGACAAAACUUCGUUGAUUUGAAUCUCGAAAUCAAGUCUGAAAAUAUCCAUCUGAAAUUUUCACCACUACCUCCCUCACCAUAAACUUUCCAUCCGAUCCCCCUCUUAACCGCAUUCCUGCAAGACUUAGCUUUUUACUUUUUGACUCCACGUGGCCAAAUAAAAAGUGCCACGUGGCAUUGUUCCUAGCUGGCCGCAUAUCACUUUAUUCUUGCUGACUAUGUCUCUCUCGUUCUACUCUUCUCAAGCACUCUCUCAUUACACGUUGGAGAACAUUGAAAAUAAAAUAAUUUCUGUGUU